UUUGUCUCAGAACCUCUGAGAUUGGUACCAGGCAAGGCAAAAUGCCCCUGUCCCCAACAAGACUGCCUAGCCCUUAUGACUCUGAUCGGCUGGUACGGCUAGCAGCUAGGCUCUGGCCAGCACUGUGUGAUACCAUGAUCACCGUGGGGAGCCAGGAGUUCCCUGCCCACAGCCUGGUGCUGGCAGGUGUGAGCCAGCAGCUGGGCCACAGAGGCCACUGGACUUUGGUGAAAGGAAUCAGCCCUUCCACUUUUGCACAGCUUCUGUACUUUGUUUAUGGGGAGAGUGUUGAGCUGCAACCUGGGGAACUGGGGCCCCUUGAGGAGGCAGCCAGGGCCUUGGGGGUACAGUGUCUGGAAGAGGCAUGCAGGAAAGCUCGAGGAGACAGGGCUAGAGUAGAGCUGAGUGGAGGGCUGAAGGACCAUCAGGAGGAGCCAGAGAAACCCACAAAGGAUUCUGAGGGAGGAGUGGGGGGUCUUGGAGAACAGAGACCAGAGAAGUUUAUUAGAGCUGGUGGGAGAGGACAGGAGACAAUGCAUGAGCACAGGACACCAAGAGAGAGCCCUGAGAUAGCAGAUUCAAUGCAGGAGGGUCAGGGGGAACAGAUGAGAUCAGAGGAGAAACUCAACCAAUGCCUUCUUGACCAUGGAGGUGUAGAUAAGAAGCAAGAAGUGAUCAUGUGGGUAAGGGAGAGUCCAGGGGGCUCUGAGGAAAGUCUGGGGGAGUUGCCUGGCCCCCCACCACCCCCAGGUUCCUUCCAAACCAGCAUCACCUCUAGGCCCUGGUGGGCUGAGGCCCCUUCGUUGCGGGAGGGCCAGGCUGCCCUGUGGAGGAGCUUCCUGCUGUUACCACAAAGAUAUGGCACUCCCUUCUCCCAUAACACCUCCAUUACUGGAGCUUGGCAAGAGGUCUGGCCUCAGGACCAGAGGAUUCCACUCUCUCUAAAUCUCCACAAAGGGCUCUGGAGCCAGAACCCGUUGGCCUUCUCUAGCCCUACCUCAGGUUUCCUCCCCCAGAGCCCCACAAAGCUCAGCCCUGGGGAGAUGGAAGAAUCUGAUCAGAGGCACACAGGUGCCCUUGCAACCUGUGCGGGCCAUGUGGGCAAAGCAGGCCGCCCAUCUCGCCAACGUCCUCCUCCUCCCUCUCCUGCCCGGCCCAGGCCCUAUUCUUGUUCUGUUUGCGGAAAGAGGUUUUCACUCAAGCAUCAGAUGGAGACACACUACCGGGUCCAUACAGGAGAGAAGCCCUUCUCCUGUGGCCUCUGUCCUCAGCGCUCCCGGGACUUCUCGGCCAUGACCAAGCACCUGCGGACACAUGGGGCUGCACCCUACCGCUGCCCUCUGUGCGGGGCCGGCUGCCCCAGCCUGGCCUCCAUGCAGGCACACAUGCGCGGCCACUCGCCCAGCCAGCUCCCGCCGGGAUGGACCAUUCGCUCCACCUUCCUCUACUCCUCCACCUCGAGGCCAUCCCGGGCCUCGACCUCCCUGUAG
Messenger RNA from Pteronotus mesoamericanus, 1490 nucleotides. It is a transcript of the gene ZBTB32, whose product is annotated as zinc finger and BTB domain containing 32. Gene Ontology annotation, molecular function: protein binding; DNA-binding transcription factor activity, RNA polymerase II-specific. The transcript has 5 exons. Bases 42 to 1490 code for a protein of 482 amino acids. The record is from RefSeq and is a predicted model, not a curated record. Gene Ontology annotation, biological process: regulation of transcription by RNA polymerase II. NCBI's taxonomy places the organism in Eukaryota, Metazoa, Chordata, Mammalia, Chiroptera, Mormoopidae. Gene Ontology annotation, cellular component: nucleus.